UGCUAAUACCGCAACACCUCAUUUCAUCGACCUCAACCACGUUGUAGUCAUGCAAAGGAUCUCUUCUCCUAUAAAUUCACUCUCCUCCCUCUGCUAAAUCCCUCAUCCCGCACAGAAAAAUCAUAUACAAUCUCUUAGAUUUGAUUCCAUACGUAGCAAUCAGCAGAGUUAAGUAUAUAGUAAUGGCGAAGUUAGCGGUUUUCACAGCAUUAUUUGUAACCCUGUUGGCCGUCGCUCAGGCCAACAGGUUCACCAUAACCACCACAGUGGACGAGGAUGACGUGAACCAAGGCGGACAGAGGCCGAUGCAGAUGUGCCAACAGCAAAUCCAGCAGCAGAUGCAGCAGAUCCGCCACUGCCAGCGCUACCUGUCUUCAGGCAUGAUGAUGACGGAAGAUGCCGCCGGGAUCGAAGAGGUGGUUGGGCAAAGCGGUCCGCAGAUGAUGCAGCCCCACCUCCGGCAAUGCUGCAUGACCCUCCGGAACUUCAACGAGCAGUGCCGAUGUGAGGCCGUCAGGGCGGCUUUUGGGAUGGCGUGUUCGCAGCAGCAGCAAGGGCAGGGCGGGUGGCAGGGACAGGGUGGACAGAUGAUGGAACAGAUGAGGAUGAAGGCUCGGUUCCUUCCUCAGCAAUGCAACAUGGGCCCCCAACAAUGCCGUGUUUAAGGCCAUUUUAUGGCAAUUUUUAUUCCCAAUUUGAUGUACCUGUAAUUGUAAUGUGAGG
Molecule: messenger RNA, 723 nt
Organism: Oldenlandia corymbosa var. corymbosa
Lineage: Eukaryota; Viridiplantae; Streptophyta; Magnoliopsida; Gentianales; Rubiaceae
Source: the annotation of a GenBank genome assembly